AUGGAUAUCGAAGAGCUUAGACUGAAAAAUAUCCAGCGGAACCAAGACUUGCUUCGGCAAUUGAACUUGGACUCGCUCCACAAGAACAUCGGCCGCGAGGCGCGUCCCGAGCCUAAACCCAAACGUGCGAAGCGUGCUCCAAAGAAAGAGCCGCAACGCGUCAUGCCCACGCGUCGGUCUCGUCGUUUGGCCAAUUCGCCGGAAAGUCAGGAGGAAGAUCGUAUUGAGGAGCAGCGGGCAGAGAUGGAGCGUCUCCGGCAGCAGCGGCUCAAGGAUAUGCGGUCGAUGAGGUUGGAUGGAGAUUUUGCGAUGGACGACUUGGUGGCAGACCUACGGCUGGGGAGCCUCAUAGACGAGGACAAGAUCUUGGGCAAGAAGUUGGCCGCUGAGUUGGAGAAAAUGAAGAAGGAGCAGGGUAUCAAGGAUGAGGGUGACCAGGGUGAAGACGUUCAGAAGGAAGAGCACGAUGACGAAGAUGAAGAAGACAAAGAGGGCCAGAAGGAUGAAAAGAAAAAGAAGCCAAGUCAGAGCAAUGUCAAGGAAGAGAACGACGAUGCGGUAAAGACAAACGUCAAAGCUGAAGACACUGAGGACAAUGAGGAAGAAGUGACUGCCGAAGUACCAUACUUGACGACAUUGAAAGAGCUUGGUCCAAAAUACACUCUGUUGGAAAACACAUCUGAAGCUGUGGAAUCCAGUUCAGCAUCGCUCAAAGAUAUGCGUCUGAAAUUGCUGAAGUUGGCUCUCACUAAGAACGCCGACCCUCGGGACUUCAAACUCACCUACAACAGAAUCACCUCGAUGUUUCUCCAUCUGGCCACUUCCGAUCGUCUCGUGGCUGCGGGCGAUACAAACGGAAACUUGGGCUUGUGGGCCGUAGAUGCUCUGCAUGACUCGGAGCCAGUGGUGGCUUUGUUCAAGCCACAUGGUAGAACAAUCAGUCGUAUCGCCGAGUUGCCGCUGAACGCUCACAAACUCGUUACUGCGUCGUACGACGGCUCUUGCAGAAUGGUCGACCUUGCCAAGUUCGUAUCGACAGAGCAAUUUGUUACCGGCAGCGCUGAGGAGCCGGCUGGAAUCUCAGAUAUUAGUGUCAUUGACCAAAACCAAAUCUACGCUACCACAUUGGACGGACGAUUCCUCCGGAGAGAUCUUCGUGAACGCAAAGGCUCGGAAUAUCUUCGAUUGCAUGACAAGAAAAUCGGAGGGUUUGCGGUCAACCCUAAUGCAGAUUAUCAGAUAGCCACCGCCAGUCUUGACCGCUCAAUGAGAAUAUGGGAUUUGCGCAAUAUCAAAAAGAAAAACACAGUCUCUGAGUUGGAGGAUGGCCUUAAAGCGCCGCACUUGUAUGGAUCCUUUCCCUCUCGACUUUCCAUCUCGACUGUUGAUUGGAGUCAAAGCAACAGAUUGGUGUGCAACGGCUACGACGAUAAAAUCCAAAUUUUCGACUACAGUGGUGCCAGCAACAAAUUGAAGGUCAUUACCAGCUGGAGUGAUACAUAUCAACCUGAUGAGAAGACGAAAACGGACGGUAUUGUUCCCGAGAACCUUGAGAGCUUCAAAAGCAUAAACCACAACUGUCAAACGGGGCGCUGGGUCUCGAUCUUGAAGGCUAGGUGGCAGAAGCGGCCCGCCGACGGCUAUCAGAAAUUUGCCAUUGCCAACAUGAAGCGGAGUAUUGAUUUGUUCAAUGAGGAUGGAGACCGACUCGUGACUUUAUCUGAUCCAGAUCUCAUGACGGCCGUACCUGCGGUUGUUGCAUUUCAUCCUACAGAGAAUUGGAUUGUUGGAGGCUCUUCCAGCGGAAAAGUGUUCUUGUUUGAGUAG
Australozyma saopauloensis is the source of this 1827-nucleotide messenger RNA. RefSeq lists its product as uncharacterized. The coding region runs from base 1 to 1827 and encodes 608 amino acids. Gene Ontology annotation, biological process: regulation of DNA damage checkpoint. Gene Ontology annotation, molecular function: protein binding; DNA binding. The record is from RefSeq and is a predicted model, not a curated record. The transcript has a single exon. Lineage: Eukaryota; Fungi; Ascomycota; Pichiomycetes; Serinales; Metschnikowiaceae. Gene Ontology annotation, cellular component: nucleus.